GAAUUUCUGAGCAGCCCUGGUCAGUACAAGAUGGACCCAGUAGUCUUGAGUUACAUGGACAGUCUACUGCGGCAAUCAGAUGUCUCACUAUUGGAUCCUCCAAGCUGGCUCAAUGACCAUAUUAUUGGGUUUGCCUUUGAGUACUUUGCCAACAGUCAGUUUCAUGACUGCUCUGACCAUGUCUGCUUCAUCAGCCCUGAAGUCACCCAGUUCAUCAAGUGCACUGGCAACCCAGCAGAGAUCGCCAUGUUCCUUGAACCCUUGGACCUCCCUCACAAGAGAGUUGUAUUUUUAGCCAUCAAUGAUAAUUCCAACCAGGCAGCUGGGGGAACCCAUUGGAGUUUGUUGGUUUAUCUCCAAGAUAAAAAUAGCUUUUUUCAUUAUGAUUCUCAUAGUAGGAGCAACUCAGUCCAUGCAAAGCAGGUAGCAGAGAAACUAGAGGCUUUCUUAGGCAGAAAAGGAGACAAAUUGGCCUUUGUGGAAGAGAAAGCCCCUGCUCAACAAAACAGCUAUGACUGUGGGAUGUACGUGAUAUGUAACACUGAGGCCUUGUGUCAGAACUACUUCAGGCAACAGCCAGAAUCACUAUUGCAGCUACUCACUCCUACGUACAUCACAAAGAAGAGAGGAGAAUGGAAAGAUCUCAUUGCCACACUUGCUAAAAAUUAG
Lipotes vexillifer (Yangtze River dolphin) is the source of this 669-nucleotide messenger RNA. RefSeq names its product sentrin-specific protease 8. The record is from RefSeq and is a predicted model, not a curated record. Gene Ontology annotation, molecular function: cysteine-type peptidase activity; deNEDDylase activity. Lineage: Eukaryota; Metazoa; Chordata; Mammalia; Artiodactyla; Lipotidae. Gene Ontology annotation, biological process: proteolysis; protein deneddylation. The transcript has a single exon. The coding region runs from base 31 to 669 and encodes 212 amino acids.